UCGAAAAGUGGUCUUUUAAUUUUUGAAAAUUCUUCCUCUUUAAAAUAUUUGUUGUUUGAUUACUGAUAAUUCAAAUAUGAAUGUCUUCAAGUGUUUUCGAUCGAAAUUUUAGAAGUAACUGGUAAUAUUGACUUCCGUUAUUUGCCUCAUUUUAGAAGUAUUAAUCCAUAUUUCAUUUAAAACAAUUUUUUAAAAUAAAAUGUAUUUAGUCUGCGCACUUGACGUUUAUUUUCGUGCCAUCUAUCUGUGCCAAUUGUUCACAAAAUGACCAUAGUAAGAAGAAGAAGAAGAUAACCUCCAAAUUUUAAAAGGUUCAACUCGCAAGAAAUGAGUUUUUUACACAUAUAUAAUCAUAUAGACAAAAUAUGGAAAAUAUAUUAAGAAAAACGUCUAAUUUUUACUUCGCCAGAUGUAACACAAUUCAUACAUCAUGUCGCCUGAACGGCUGGCGUCAAACUGGAAAUGCUAUGAAAAAAGUGCUUGGUGGAACUAAAAAAAGAAAAUCAUAUUUUGAGGAUUCUCCUAAAAUGCCUUCAGCUGAAUUGUUCAGUAAAGGAACUUUUGAAGGGAAAGGGUCGGGUAAUUCAAGAAGAGCCACUGUACUAAAUAAGCUUUUCAUGCGUCACAUAACUGAUCAAUUGGCAACUGGAAAAUGUGCUGAGAAGAUAUUGGGAUAUGGCGUGGAGAUAAAUAGAGUAAAAGUGACACCAGAUUACAAGUUGUUAAAAGUUUAUUGGCUUGCAAAAGGAUCGCAAAAUGAUGAGGUUAUAGAUGAAAUUUUACAAAGGAAUUCUGGUUUGCUAAGACAUGAGCUCUCUCAGUUACGUUUAAUGGGUGUUGUACCUCUUAUACAAUUUGUUAAAGAUAAACUUUAUGCACGAAUUGUUGAACUGGAUAGUAAAUUGUCUAUAGCAGACUUUGGAGAAGAUCACACUCCACUGAAUCCAGCUGAAAAACUUAAAACUGAAUUUGAAAUUUUGUCUCCAUUGGACGACAAUAUUAAAAAACAACUUAAAGAAUUAGAUGAAACUGAAACGGAAGAUUUUGAGGAAUUACCCUUACCGCCGAUGCCUCAGAAUGUUUUAGGUUUAAAUCAUGCGAUCAUCUUAAGCAGGAUUAAAAAAUCUGUGAGAAAAUCAGAAGCUCUUCACAGAAUCGACACUAUUAAAGAGAAUGAGGAUGAAAGCUGGGUUACGUUUAAAUUAAAACAGUCUACGAAUGAGGAUCCUCUACAAUUCGGGAGUGAAUAUUCACAGAGGGAAGCCUUUAAGGAUUUUUUACAUAAACGACAGCUUCUGCGAUUGAAAGCGAGGAAAGAGAAUAAAAAUUAUAUACCCGAUCUGGAAUAUAUAAAAGAGGAACUUAGGGAACGGCACAUGGAGAACUUAAGUAAAUUUGAUAUAAUUCUUGAGAAUAUCGAGGAGGAUUUUAUUGAAGAUUCUGAAGAUGUCAAAUAAUUUAUAGCAGAUAUUUAGUUAUUAAAUUUUACUUUAAUUAAAAUAUAAAAAAAA
Molecule: messenger RNA, 1511 nt
Organism: Anoplophora glabripennis (Asian longhorned beetle)
Lineage: Eukaryota; Metazoa; Arthropoda; Insecta; Coleoptera; Cerambycidae
Exons: 7
Coding region: 366-1457 (363 amino acids)
Biological process (GO): rRNA processing
Source: RefSeq, a predicted model, not a curated record